Messenger RNA from Microdochium trichocladiopsis, 3422 nucleotides. Its product is annotated as MCM2/3/5 family-domain-containing protein. Gene Ontology annotation, cellular component: nucleus; MCM complex. The coding region runs from base 86 to 3127 and encodes 1013 amino acids. Gene Ontology annotation, molecular function: single-stranded DNA binding; ATP binding; single-stranded DNA helicase activity. The record is from RefSeq and is a predicted model, not a curated record. The transcript has 3 exons. NCBI's taxonomy places the organism in Eukaryota, Fungi, Ascomycota, Sordariomycetes, Xylariales, Microdochiaceae. Gene Ontology annotation, biological process: DNA strand elongation involved in DNA replication; double-strand break repair via break-induced replication; mitotic DNA replication initiation.
CCCUUGUCCCGCAUAUCAUCACCAACUUCACCCACGACAAUCGCACCACGAUUACUAUACGUGAGCUAGGUGACACGAAAGAACCAUGUCGUCUCCUUCGCAAAGACGGAGCACCCGCAGCUCGCAGGCUCGAAGCAGUCCAGCACCCAACGGAAACGGUACUUCGCAAGGCACAAGAACUCCCCGUGCCACACGCUCCUCGCAACUUGCAUCGAGUCCUUUGUUCUACCAGUCGUCACCUGCGAAUGGAGACAGUCAAGCAUCCUCGCCGCCAGUAGUGGACAUUGGCGACCAAAGUAGUGCAGCUGGCACACCGGGAGCACUUCCCAGCUCACCACUCCGACAAUUCUCCAACUCCCAAAGCACGCACGAUGCCAGUCGCAACGACGGUGAUCGUACUCCACGAGCGAGUGGUCAUGGCCUGCUCGGUGAAUCGUCACCUAUUCGAUACGAGCCUAGUUCCAGCCCAGGUCGUGCACUCCACCCUCAGUCUGACCUGAGAAGCGAUAGCAGUGCUCUUUUCGUCGGGUCCCGCACGCCAAGAGCCUCAAGGACAGGACGCAGAGGCGAUAUCAACUCGGAGGUCUUGAGUGGCACCCCUCGCUCCAGUAGAGUCAUCCUCGAUGAGUCCGGACGUGUGGUCCGCGAGAUCCACUCCGACGCUGUAUCUUUCAACAACCUAAACCCAAACACUUCAGAGGCGGAUCGGAUUGGUGGCCAAGACAACGCUUCCAUCUGGGGUACCACGGUCUCGAUUGACGACACAUAUGCGACGUUCAAGGACUUCCUUAAGAACUUUACAAAGAAGUACCGGAUGUGGGCAGACGGCAUGACCACGGAGCAGACCGACGCCGAUCCCGAAGCACCAUCGAAGCCAUACUGGGAGGAGCUCCAGAACAUGUUAAUCCUUGGCCAGCGCAUUCUCUACGUGGAUAUCCGAGACUUCAAGCUGUAUCCGCCUACUCGCAAGAUGUGGCACCAAAUCCAGCACUACCCGCAGGAAAUUGUUCCUCUGAUGGAUCAAUCUGUCCAUGAUGUGAUGAUCGAGCUUGCGCAAGCGGAGAUGGCUAGAGAGAGAAGCCAAAGCAAUGGUGCCUCUCAGCCCACCAACAGCCAGAGCUCCGAUGUCCAGUUUCCCAGCUCAGAGCGGAGCGAGGAACCUACAGCUGCCAGACCUCAGCAGGGCCCGACGCUUGAAGAGCAAGUCAUGGAUCAAACAUACAUGACUCGUCCCUUUGGCCUGGACAAGGCCACGAAUAUGCGGGACCUUAAUCCAUCUGAUAUGGACAAACUUGUCUGCGUUAAGGGACUCGUCAUUCGCGCGACACCCGUCAUCCCGGAUAUGAGACAGGCCUUCUUCCGAUGUGCUGUCUGCAGCCAUUCUCUUUUGGUUGGCCUAGAUCGUGGAAAGAUUCGGGAACCCACCGAAUGUCCUCGACCGAUGUGUGGCUCAAAGAACUCGAUGCAAAUUGUUCACAACCGAUGCGAGUUUGAAGACAAGCAGGUUAUCAAGCUACAGGAAACACCUGACGCCGUGCCUGCUGGCCAGACUCCACACUCUGUGUCCGUAUGUGUCUACAAUGAGCUUGUGGAUUUCUGCAAAGCUGGUGAUCGGAUCAAGAUUACGGGAAUCUUCCGUGUCAGUCCAGUCAGGGUCAACCCACGCCAACGCUCUGUGAAGAGUGUAUUCAAGACCUUCGUGGAUGUGGUUCAUGUUGCCAAGGUGGACAAUAAACGCCUUGACGCGGAUGUCUCGACCUUGGAUCAAGAGCCCGUUGAUGCCGACAACAACAUUGAUGAGGUGCGCAAAAUAACCCCUGAAAUGGAAGAGAAGAUCAAGGAGACCGCGGCUCGACCAGACAUCUAUGAUCUGCUUGCCCGCUCUCUGGCUCCAUCGAUUUACGAGAUGGACGACGUGAAGAAGGGCAUCCUCCUGCAGAUGUUCGGCGGUACCAACAAGACAUUCCACAAGGGAGGCAGCCCGAAGUACCGCGGCGACAUCAACGUGCUGCUUUGUGGUGAUCCUUCGACUGCCAAGUCUCAGAUCAUCCAGUACGUACACAAGAUCGCGCCCCGCGGCGUCUAUACCAGUGGCAAGGGCUCUUCCGCAGUUGGUUUGACUGCCUAUGUUACUCGCGACCCCGAGACCCGCCAGCUUGUACUCGAAUCUGGCGCUCUUGUUUUGUCCGAUGGCGGUGUUUGCUGUAUUGAUGAGUUCGACAAAAUGAAUGACUCGACAAGAUCUGUGCUUCACGAAGUCAUGGAGCAGCAGACUGUUUCCGUGGCCAAAGCCGGUAUCAUCACUACGCUCAAUGCCAGAACAAGUAUUCUGGCAUCCGCCAACCCCAUCGGCUCGCGCUACAACCCCGAUCUGCCAGUUCCCCAGAAUAUCGAUCUGCCGCCGACACUGCUCUCUCGUUUCGAUCUGGUAUACCUUGUCCUUGAUCGCGUGAACGAGUCAACGGACCGGCGGCUUGCCCGUCACUUGCUGUCGAUGUAUCUCGAGGACAAGCCUCAAUCUGCUGCCACAGCUAAGGAUAUACUUCCUGUCGAGUUCCUGACUUCCUACAUCUCGUACGCCAAAUCCAAUAUCCACCCGUCCCUGUCUCAAGAGGCAUCAGCUGCGCUGGUUGAGGCGUACGUGGGUAUGCGGAAACUUGGCCAGGACGUUCGGGCGGCUGAAAAGCGGAUCACUGCUACAACAAGACAACUCGAGUCCAUGAUUCGUCUUGCUGAGGCACAUGCCAAGAUGCGCCUCUCGGACACUGUUUCGAAGGCUGACGUUCUAGAGGCCGAGCGUCUAAUUCAGUCUGCCCUGAAGACUGCUGCUACAGAUUCCCAAGGCAGGAUCGACAUGAGCCUGCUUACUGAGGGCACCAGUGCGGCCGAUCGUAAGCGCAAGUCUGAGCUGAAGGACGCAGUCGUUCGUCUGCUUGACGAGCUCACCAGUGGUGGACAUAGUGUUCGCUUCAGUGAGGUCAGCAAGCGCCUGGCAGAGGGCUCAAGUCUCGCGGUGGAGCCAGCCGACUUUGCAGAGACGAUGCGGGCCCUCGAGAUGGAAGGUUUGGUCAUGAUCACCGGCGAAGGUGCGCGCAAGAGUGUCCGGCGGGUCACUGGAGUGGCCUAAACGGAGAGGGGCAAAUCUGCGGAUCGAUAUUUUGGUUGUAAAUGUGAAGAGAUGACGAUCAUGAGAGACGCCUGAGGAGUACGAUGGUGUUGGGCUAGAUUACUUGCUAUCGUGCGUUGGCGUUGCUGGGAAUAAUGCGGAAUUCCUUCUCAUUCAUGUGGAUCAAGAAGCCGGAUGUGUUUUGUGAUAAUAUCAGUAUCAAAUCAAGGACUGGUACUAUGAAUUGACCAAGAGUUGCUAUCAAGCUUUGAACGGACAGGCAGAAUCCGAGACGAGCAUGAUCCCGGCAACGGCC